Messenger RNA from Meleagris gallopavo (turkey), 3859 nucleotides. NCBI's taxonomy places the organism in Eukaryota, Metazoa, Chordata, Aves, Galliformes, Phasianidae. The record is from RefSeq and is a predicted model, not a curated record.
CACUAGAGCAUUUCUCUGUACUGCCAGUGAGUUGACAGUGCCCCUCAACAUUUGUUCCAACUGGUUCUUGGUAGGCAGAUUUUUCUCUCAGGAUGCCUUUCAGUACCUGGCCUUUUAAGUUUGGUAGUCAGCAUGCUAAAACAGAAACCAUUUUGCACCUGGCAGAUACUUGUAUACUUUUAUAAUUGGUAAGAAGGUAUUGUGUUUUCAUUCUGUAUUGCUCAAUAAUGGUAGAAUCUCUCCUUAAUCAGUAAUUUCAGAGACAUGUUUUUACCUCCUUUUCAAUCCAUUUAUGCUCAUGAACAGAUAAACUUAUCCUAAUUUGUAAUUCAGUGACAUUUAUGAUGGUAUUUAAAAUUCUAAGGUUAGCCUACUUCAAGUUUGAACAAUUGUUCUAUUAUCAUAUUAUUUCCGUUCCCUGACUAGAUGUGCAUAAGUCCUCUGAUUGUGUUUCUUGCAGUGAGCGUUCCAAAAAGCAGAUCUGAACUUUGCCUCAUGACUGUGAUUACACAGGUGGAAAGCACAGUCUUACAGAACUGAAUUCAAUCAGCUGAAGAAGUGAGAGCGGAGAAACAACAAAUGCAGCACGACUGAAAAGAGUGUCAACAUUAUCUAGCAGCAUCACCACAGCAACCAGAAAAUACAGCUAGAAGACAAGGGCUGGAGCAGAGAAGGUGAAAGUGCGGCUCCUUACCUUUGGACAGAAGGCAGCAAAAUAAUUAUGCAGAACAGAAAGGAAUAUUUGAUGGAUCUAGCCAAACUGUGGCAAAGGGAAGGAUCCCUUCAUUAACAGGAAUGUGCCACUGUUUAUGCACUGUAAAGGGGAGUGCCAUGAGAUUUACUGAAGAGUCUUUUCUGUGGUUGCCUAUGUACACAUGUUUGCACCCCUGCUGGCACUGAAUUAGGUGGUACAAGCCUCUUGGACCAGUAGGCAUUGGAUUUUUCUUUCCCGUACAAGGUGUACCUGGCACGAGAGCUGAUAGACACCACAGAUCUUUCUUAGAGACACAAAGGAACUGAGACAACCUCCAGCCUUCCCUUUCUGUAACAGCCUGCUAUACCAUGGGAUGUAGGCAAAGCUCUGAGGAGAAAGAGGCAGCGCGGCGGUCCCGUAGGAUUGACCGCCACCUGCGCUCUGAAAGCCAGCGCCAACGAAGAGAGAUCAAGCUGCUUCUCCUGGGUACCAGCAACUCUGGGAAGAGUACUAUUGUAAAGCAGAUGAAAAUCAUUCACAGUGGUGGCUUUAAUUUGGAGGCUUGCAAGGAAUACAAACCUCUGAUUAUCUAUAAUGCAAUUGACUCCCUCACACGCAUCAUUCGGGCUCUAGCUACGCUUAAGAUAGAAUUUCAUAACCCUGACAGAGCAUAUGAUGCUGUGCAGCUCUUUGCCCUGACAGGUCCAGCUGAGAGCAAAGGCGAGAUCACCCCUGAGCUUCUGGGAGUCAUGAAACGGCUCUGGGCAGAUCCAGGUGUGCAGGAGUGUUUCUGCCGCUCCAACGAGUACCACCUGGAGGAUAAUGCUGCAUACUACUUAAACGACCUAGAAAGGAUUGCAGCACUGGACUACAUCCCUACCGUGGAAGAUAUUCUGCGUUCUCGGGACAUGACCACAGGGAUUGUAGAAAAUAAGUUCACGUUCAAAGAGCUGACUUUCAAAAUGGUGGAUGUGGGUGGACAGAGAUCUGAACGCAAAAAAUGGAUCCACUGUUUCGAGGGGGUUACAGCAAUAAUUUUCUGUGUGGAGCUGAGUGGAUACGACUUGAAGCUGUAUGAAGAUAACCAAACAAGUCGAAUGGCAGAAAGUUUGCGUCUCUUUGAUUCCAUCUGCAACAACAACUGGUUUAUCAACACUUCCCUCAUCCUUUUUUUGAAUAAGAAAGAUCUGCUGGCAGAAAAAAUCCGACGCAUCCCCUUAACAGUCUGCUUUCCUGAAUACAAAGGCCAAAACACUUAUGAGGAGGCAGCAGUCUACAUCCAGCGCCAGUUUGAGGACUUAAAUCGCAACAAGGAGACCAAGGAGAUCUACUCACACUUCACCUGCGCCACUGAUACCAGUAACAUCCAGUUUGUCUUUGAUGCAGUGACAGAUGUCAUCAUUCAGAACAAUCUCAAAUACAUUGGCCUCUGCUAAGAAUCCUUGGGCUAAUCUGUUUUGCUGAAGUAAUUGAAAAAGAGGCUAACCAUUUCCACUUCUUGUGGAAACAAUGGGGCAACGCUUAGCCCAAGGAGAGAAAAGGGGAAAUCUGAUGUAUGUAUGCAGUUCCUCUUAUGCCCCACUAGCCUGUUACAUUAUUUUUCAUAAAUAUAUGUUAUGGAGAGUGGAAGUCUCCUCUCCAAAAAAAUCACACACACACAAAUAAUAAAAAUGCCCCCAAAUGAAAAACAAACCACACAAAAAAUUCAAAUAAAAUCAACAAAAGAGAUUGAGGCCUAACUCUGUGGAGAUGUUUUCACCACAGUCACUGCACUUUUAUUCCAUUUGUUUCAUUCUAUUUCCUACAGUGGGAGUGUUAUCAUGUUCUAUGUAAGAAAUAAUCAUCCAAUUGUCCUAAAAUUUUACUGACAUGAAGAUAUAAAGCUGGUGAGUGAUAGAUGAACUCAUUUGCAUGGUGUGAAGCAGAAUGAUUGCAUUGGGGUGAAUAACUAGUUCAAAUCAAAAGCUGCAGAACAGGAGUGCUUACGGAAAAUAUUACUUAAAGAUUUAGAGAAUGGACAUCUACCCUCUGUACUGGUACACACAGCCCAACUAUAUACACAUGCAUCAGGUAUGCACAUGCACAUGACUCACAGCAUAUACUGUGUACACACUUCUGCUUUACUCUUUCAUGGACACCUUGCCUGUUAAAGGAAUUGCUGGUGCACAACUGUUCUGUGAUUUCCAAACUGACUAUCAGCCCUUUCUGCUGUUUAAGGCUUCAAAAUAUGCAGCAAAACUACAAAAAAUGAAUCAAUGAAUAGGCCAAAUUAAGGUCAGUGUUUCUUCUACUGAUAAGGAGUUUUAUACAUCAAAACAGUCUUCUUUUACAUCUUUUUUUGCCAAAUCUUGUGGUGUUUCACAAAAAAAAAAAAACAAAAAACAACACUCUAUAUUUAAGAAGUAGGUUAGUGUUUCUUUUUAAUACAGAUAAAAAAUAAAUCACAAAGCAGUUUUUUAAAUUAUUGUUGUAGUGUCUGGACUGCUGAAUGUGAAAGUUGCCAAUGGACGAUUCUGUUCCACUGCUCCAAAUACAUUCUGGGAACUGUGAUGUUGUAACAGAUUUCCCAAGAAGCAGGAGCCAUGGCGAUUGUGUAGUGUAUAGCCUCCAAAGUCUUUUUUUGUUGGGUUUUUAAUUAUUUUAAAAAAUGUGAUGUAUUAUUAGAAGGUUAAAGAUGAGCGAUAUGAACAAUAACUAAAUGUCUUGAUAUUUCAAUUUAAUAAUUUAAAUUAUUUACAGUUUAGUGAAGUCAAGGAAACUGAAGAGAUACAUUCCUCAGCUCCAGGUUUCAUCUCAUAAAGAAACACUACUGGAUGGAGUAACAUUCCAGCAAAGGUUUGAAUGCAUAAGAAACUCUGUGGGACUAUACUGGAAAAUCGCAGAUGGAUCAGUUGAUUCUUUCCCCUGCCAUAGAAAAGACUUCUUAAAGACUUCAGUGUAAAGUUGGUGUGUAAAUAUAUGUUUGAUAAUUGUAAAGCACAUACGUACACAGAGACACAGACACACAUGCACACUGGAAAAUAUCCUUCUACUUUCGUUCCCCCUAUGUACUAUGAUUAGUGCAAGAAAUCUCAGCCAAGGGCUCUCAGAAAUUUAAAACAAAAUGGUUAAUAACAUCAACAUUUAAACUGUCCACUUAAAAAAUAAAUAACUCAAAUGAUAAUG